UAAGGAAGUGAUGAUACUAUUACUGAUACAAAAGUCUCGAGGAACAGACAGCUGGAAGCUCGUUUUUCUCUGUCCACUGUCGCCUGUUAGUUUUAUGUUUUUUUCUCGACUGAGUAAACCGGAAUUAGGAAACUGGACUGAAAAAUGAAGUCACCGAAUAAGCGUUUCAUAUUUAUGUGCAGUUUAUUAGCCAUCAGCGCAUGUUCUGGAUUCUACCUUCCGGGUUUAGCGCCAGUCAGUUUUUGUGAGAAAGCUUCGGAAGGAGAUGCAGGGGAAUGCAAGACGGAGAUCCAGAUGUUUGUAAAUAGACUGGACUCUGUGGAAUCAGUCCUGCCUUAUGAGUAUGAUGCGUUUGAUUUAUGCAAAGAUUCAAAUGAAAGAAGGCCUUCAGAGAACCUUGGUCAGGUGUUAUUUGGAGAGAGAAUAGAAACGUCCCCAUACAAGUUUUCUUUCAAUGCCGACAAGACAUGCCUGAAGGUCUGCACUAAAAAGUAUGAGACGUCUGGAAAAGAAGAUAAGCUAAAGUUGGAUUUUCUAAAGAGAGGAAUGGAGCUGAAUUACCAGCACCACUGGAUUUUAGACAACAUGCCUGUAACAUGGUGUUAUAAUAUAGAGGACAAUCAGAAAAUCUGCAAUCCUGGAUUUCCCAUUGGAUGCCUAGUAAACCAAGAAGGAAAGCCAAAAGAUGCCUGUGUUAUCAAUGCUGAAUUCAACAAAAAGAACACUUACUACAUUUUCAACCAUGUGGACAUCACCAUAUCUUACCACAGGGUAGAAGAGAGCGCUGGGAUUGGUGCUCGGCUUGUGGGAGCUACUUUGGAACCUAGAAGUGUCAAACAUAGUAAUACGGAUAAUCCAACAUGUGAAGGACCUCCAAUGGACAUACCAGCAGAAUUCAGCAGUAACCUCGAAGUGACCUACUCCUACUCUGUUAAAUUUAAGCGUAAUGAUGAGAUAAGAUGGGCUUCUCGAUGGGAUUACAUUUUGGUUUCCAUGCCUCACACCAACAUCCAGUGGUUCAGCAUCAUGAACUCACUGGUCAUCGUGCUCUUCCUGUCUGGCAUGGUGGCAAUGAUCAUGCUUAGAACACUUCACAAGGACAUUGCCAAGUACAACCAGAUAGACCAGGCAGACUGGGUUAAGAUCCCUCCAGCUGCAAACAGUACCUACGAAGAUCUCCAUGAGGAGUCUGGGUGGAAGCAGGUACAUGGUGAUGUGUUCAGGCCACCCAGAUUGGGCAUGCUUCUGUCUGUCUUCCUCGGACAGGGCACUCAGAUCUUCAUCAUGACCUUCAUCACCCUUUUCUUGGCCUGUCUGGGCUUCCUGUCUCCUGCCAACAGAGGAGCUCUCAUGACCUGUGCAGUGGUGCUGUGGGUCUUGCUUGGCACACCUGCUGGUUACGUGUCUGCGAGACUUUAUAAGACUUUUGGUGGUGAAAACUGGAAAACCAAUGUUCUCCUCACAGCCUUCUUGUGCCCUGGGAUUGUGUUUGUGGAUUUCUUCUUGAUGAAUCUGAUCCUGUGGGUCGAGGGCUCUUCUGCGGCCAUUCCUUUUGGUACACUAGUGGCCAUAUUGGCACUGUGGUUCGGCAUUUCUGUUCCUCUCACUUUUGCGGGCGCCUACUUUGGCUUCAAAAAACAAGGCAUCGAGCCACCAGUGAGAACAAACCAGAUCCCACGACAAAUUCCCCAGCAGUCCUUCUUCACCAAACCUGUGCCGGGCAUCGUCAUGGGCGGCAUCCUGCCCUUUGGCUGCAUCUUCAUCCAGCUCUUCUUCAUCCUCAACAGCAUAUGGUCUCAUCAGAUGUAUUACAUGUUUGGCUUCCUCUUCCUGGUGUUUAUCAUUUUGCUCAUCACAUGCUCUGAGGCCACUAUCCUGCUUUGCUAUUUCCAUUUAUGUUCAGAGGAUUAUCACUGGUGGUGGCGAUCAUUCCUGACCAGCGGUUUCACAGCCGUCUAUCUGUUCAUCUAUGCAGUGCAUUACUUUUUCUCAAAACUUCAACUCAUAGGGCUCGCAAGCACCAUCCUCUACUUUGGUUACACUAUGAUCAUGGUGCUCAUCUUCUUUAUUUUCACAGGUACUAUAGGGUUCUUCGCCUGCUUCUGGUUUGUAAAUAAGAUUUACAGUGUUCUAAAAGUGGACUAAGAGGAGGAUGACCACAGCAUUAUCUUUUGCUAACCAGCCGUCAAUGAGUAGAUGCCUAAAAAGACGUUAAAAUGAAGGAAAACAUCUUGAAGGAAUCAGAGAACACCCUCGUCUCAUCCUGUUGGUGUGUGACUGUCUGAUAUUAACUGUUUAUUUUCACAUUGACUGACAGUAAGUCAGCGUGUGAUCUCCAAAGACUUUUUACAGUGCUUUAGCUGUUUGAAGUUGUCUUAAUAUGAUUUUAUACUGAAACCCACGUUUUACUGCUGUCAUGAUUUCUUUGUCUGUAAUGACAAGUUGUGACAUUUUACUACAAAGAUUCCUGAUGAUACUUUUAUGUUUCUGUUGUAUAUAAUCUGUUGGGAAAGAUCCUUCGUAGGAUGCACGUUAAAACCACACUCCAUCACCUCUUAUUGGUGUGCAUCAAUAAUUACUGUUGCUGUGUGUCGGUGUCAUUGUUUUGUUAUCUGACUGUCAGAU
This is a messenger RNA of Triplophysa rosa, 2625 nucleotides long. It is a transcript of the gene tm9sf5, whose product is annotated as transmembrane 9 superfamily member 2. Gene Ontology annotation, biological process: protein localization to membrane. Gene Ontology annotation, cellular component: membrane. The record is from RefSeq and is a predicted model, not a curated record. The transcript has 18 exons. Bases 145 to 2145 code for a protein of 666 amino acids. Lineage: Eukaryota; Metazoa; Chordata; Actinopteri; Cypriniformes; Nemacheilidae.